Messenger RNA from Bombyx mandarina (wild silkworm), 2338 nucleotides. Its product is annotated as carboxypeptidase A2. NCBI's taxonomy places the organism in Eukaryota, Metazoa, Arthropoda, Insecta, Lepidoptera, Bombycidae. The record is from RefSeq and is a predicted model, not a curated record. Gene Ontology annotation, biological process: proteolysis. Gene Ontology annotation, molecular function: metallocarboxypeptidase activity; zinc ion binding.
AUGGCGCGUCGCCUGGCGCUGCUCGCGCUGCUGGCGUGCGUGGUGGCGCUUCGCCGCCCGCCUCCUACUUACGACGACAUGUACUACUCCGACUCCGGGGACUCCUAUUCCCUGUGGGAUGAUUAUGACGACUCCUACGAAACAACCCCUCCGCCGCGAUUACGUCCUACGACGACUAGUGCUAAAGUGAUACUAAGGAAUAAAGUUCCAAAAGUGAACGUGACGGUUAAAACGUCAAAAGGUGAUGAUAAAAAAAUAAUAAAAACCACAAACAUUAAUAUUGAGAGUCAUACAAACUUUAUAGUGACAAAGGCUCCUGUUGUGAGUCAAGGGACGGUCACAAGGCGCCCUGUGAUCCAAAUCAGUGAAGACUAUGUUAUAGUUGAAUCUCCAGAGCUACAUGCCGAUCAGUUUUCAAAAUCUAGCACGAAAAAGCCUGUGACGUCACGUCGGCCAUCCUCCAGCAAGCGACCUACGACAAAGCGGCCCCCAACGACUCGUCGAUCGCGACCACCGCUUAAAACUACCAAAGCUCCAAAAGUAAAAAAACCUACAUGUCCCCCGAAAAGUACUGGGUGGCUGUCAUCAUUUUUUCAAGAUGUCAAAGAAAAAAAAACUCCCAAGAAACCCGCAAAAUCAGGUUGGUUAUUAGUUCCAGGUAUAUUUUCAAAUAUAUACAAUUGGUUUGUGAACAAAAAAACUUCAUGGUUCGGCGGAGACGGCGGAUGGUUCCAAGGUUCGGUAAAAGCCAAAAAACCAAAUUAUAUUUUUCCAACGACAACCACACCAGAGCCGCUCACGCCUGCGCCCAGCUGGUUCCAUACCCUUGUUGAAUCGGAGGAAAACGAUGGUGCCUACGCCAGCGAACUCAGUACAAGUAAGAAACCAACAAAGAAAUCUUUGAAGAAGACAUACAAAGGUUAUCAGUUGUUGCGAACAUACCCAGACGUACAAUGGAAGGUUCAAGAAAUGUUAGAUUUACAAGAAGAAGCUCAAGGUUCUGGUAUAAUGUGGUGGACUCCACCCUCUCUGAAUGGCACUACGGAUUUAGUCGUACCCUCAGACUUACUAGAAGACGUCAAAGAACAGUUAAAAUCAUCGCAGAUAGAUUACGAUGUAGUUAUUUGGGACUUGCAGAAAGCCAUCGCCUACGAAAAUCCACGUUUAUCAAAAAAACAAAGAAUAGAACUUGAACAAGUUCGAGGACAUCCGAUGACCUGGAGACGUUAUCAUCGUUACGCCGACAUAUUACGUUAUUUGGAGUAUUUACAACAUUCUCAUUCCGAUGUAAUAGAACUGAUUCCUCUCGGUCGCUCUUCCGAAGGUCUUCCUUUAGUGGCUGUUAAGAUCUCGGUAUCGAAUGACAAUCAGAUGAAGGAAUCUGGAAAUAAAACAAAUAAAAAGAAAUGGAAGCUUCGGUCCCAUAUGAAACCAGCUGUGUGGAUCGAUGGAGGAACUCACGCUCGGGAGUGGAUAGCACCGGCUGUCGCAACAUGGAUAAUCCACACUCUUGUUGAAGGAGAAAAAGGCUUAGGAGCAGACUUAGAAGUACUAAAGCAAGCUGACUUCUAUAUAAUGCCAGUGUUAAACCCAGACGGGUAUGAACACUCGCACACGCAUGACCGACUAUGGAGCAAAACGCGUUCACGCUCCCCCGAUCAUUCUGACGACUACUUCGUUGGCUGGUUUCCAUGGAACUGGGGUCAAGUUGAAUGUGUGGGUGUGGAUGCAGACCGCAACUGGGACUACCAUUGGGGCGAGAAAGACUCCUCGACGGAUCCUUGCUCAGAUAACUACGCUGGGCCCCAUCCGUUCAGUGAACCCGAGACGCGGGCUGUUUCAGAAUUUCUUGCAGAGCAUCGAGGACAAAUUAAAGUUUUUAUAUCUCUGCAUGCCUAUACCCAAGCUUGGCUAGUACCAAGUUCCCAAGCCCACGCGCCCUUCGCCGAUGAUGGAAUACUCAUGGAAAUGGGAAAAUUGGCAACAACGGCGCUUUCCGACUUAUUCGGUACCAAGUAUCAGCUGGGCACUGUGGCAGAUUUGCGGCAGCCUGCGUCUGGGAUGUCUCAUGAUUGGGCCAAGGCUCGGGCUGGCAUCAAGUUUUCCUAUCACGUUGACUUGCGAGAUUCGUUUGGACCUUACGGCUUUCUACUACCUGGAUCGCAAAUUGUAUCAACGGCUCGCGAAACUUGGCAAGCAGUUAAAGCAAUUGUGGACAAUUUGACACCUUAAUUUACUUUCUAGCAAUAUGACUCGUAUUCGAAUGACGAAUGUACAUACACGUAUAACUAGAUUGACUGUAAUCAUUUAAAAUUAUAAGUAAAAUUAGAUUAUCAGA